AUGUCCGAGUCCGGCUGGUUGCAAUGGACCGUCAUUCUCGCACUGACCGCCCUUUUUCUGUCACUCCUCGUCGUCGGCCAAGUAGGCGCGACUCUCUGGGCAGCCUACUCCGCGGCGCCUCGCGAGAUCGCCACCUUCAUCGACACAGUCGACUUCUCGAUACAGGAAAACGAGAGCUACGACCGGGAUGUGGCCAAGGUCCAGCGCCUCGAGGACAAAAUCAGGCUCGGCCAGCUCCUCCGCGAAAUACAAAAGGGGGGCGACGACCUGCGCGAACAGCUCAACGGCAUGGUGGUCUCGGAAGGCGCUUCUACGCUGAGAACGAGCGCAAGGCUGCUGUGGGGCGUCAAACGCGGCCAGCUCGAGGACAGAGUGCGGAGGCUGGAUCUCUUGCGGAUGCGCUUCCUCGUCGUGUACAUGGGCAUCAUGACCUCGGUGGUGGACAGGAAUCCGCCUCCGCCGCCCCCUCUGCCCAGGGACCCGGAGAAGAGUACGCCUUUUGCAAGCCCCACGAAACUCUCGCUUAGGAAGUCCCUCACCGAGAGCGCGGUAAGGCGCCCGCCCUUGAGACGACUGACGACCCAGGCUAUUGGCCACCAAGAAAACGUCAUUGUCCCUCACAGAAAGGGGUGGGCGGGAGUGGUUGAGGAGUUGCAAACGUCACCGCGGAUGCAGCAGCGUCAUGCCUCGAUAGAGCUUGCCAUGGCCAGGACGACACCGUAG
This is a messenger RNA of Ustilaginoidea virens, 723 nucleotides long. RefSeq lists its product as uncharacterized. The coding region runs from base 1 to 723 and encodes 240 amino acids. NCBI's taxonomy places the organism in Eukaryota, Fungi, Ascomycota, Sordariomycetes, Hypocreales, Clavicipitaceae. The record is from RefSeq and is a predicted model, not a curated record. The transcript has a single exon.